GGAAGUCGUCACUACCAGUCAGUCAGUAGCAAAUAUUCCGAAGUUUGGUAGUUUUGUUAGCGCUGAAUGUGUUAAUUUUGUGAUAAAGUUAAUUAUGUAGCUGCCGUAAUUACACGCGUGGUUAGUGUGCGCUGGAAAUCUGUCCAGCAGUCUGAAUCUGUUUCUGAAGGGUCGCUGGAAAUGACUUUUACUGGCUUAAAGUAAUCACAUCCGACCUGUGUGCAUCAUGAGGAUGGCUCGGACAGUAUUAACGUUAGUCAUAUAACAGCACACUCUCGCCGUCGGAGAGGUUUUUUUUUUUUUUUUUAGCGGGGACUGACAGUUGUAAACGUGAACUCGAUAAAGGUACUGCUUUAUGAAACAUGUCUGACUUGAUUUAAUUGCCGUCGUCCCGGUGGCCUUCGAAAGCCUCACAUGCACUAGCAGUGAAAUCAGUAUGCAUGAGAAAAAACAGUCUUGAAGUCAUUAUAAUAAUUUCUUUAUUGAAUUAUAUGCAACAAAAAAUGCUGAGUUUAAUUCAUGCUAUUAUUCCUUACAAUACAUUACUAUUUAUGUGUAUAAAGGUAAAUGUAUGAGGACGUGUAACGUUAGACAGUUAAGUACAAUUUUGUACCACGUUAUUAUUGUGCGUUUCUUGGAAUUGUACAUGAAUACCAUGGUAUAUGAAUAUAAUUUUUCAGUACCAUGUUACAAAAUAAUUACAAUGCAAUAUUAGCCUUUGUUGUAUUGUAGUUUCAUGUAAAUAACAUAGCACAUAAAUAAAUAUACAAAUUCUAUACUAUAAAUAUUCUAAAUCAGCCAUGGUAAUACUUUCGGAGACCUUACAUUCUGUAAAUGCUAUGGAACAAUAUAUAAAAUACUGCUCUUAUAAGUCCCUAUAAAAGAUGUUGUCCAAUCCUCCGGUUGAGCAGAAAGGGACAGAGCAGUUGCCUGCGUCUGCGGCUGGUCCGUGCCAUCGUGCUGCUCAGUCUUUGCUGUAUCGGGAGCAGCUGGCCGUCGGAUGCAGAGAAACCAGCAGGAACGAGAUUGAAUCUGGUGACAGAACACGGUCCUCAGACUUUGGGAAAGGUGUGAAGGGAGUUCAUCUAAAGAAUGAAGGAGCUCCGAGACUGAUGACAUUUGGAGUCGGUCCUAAUUCGACUCCCAUGCACAUGUGUACUCUGCAGGAAGGACAAAGAAAGGGCUUCUCCAACUUUGAGCAGACGGGAGGGAUAUCCAAACAUUGGCAGCAGAUUCUUGAGGACUUGAUAGUUCCUGUCUCUUCUCGAUUGACUGUUACACAAGCUUGUCCUUCAGAUGCUUUACCUAUCAACCUGGAUAAAGACUCUGCAUGUUGUCCUAGCUUAUCUCAACUUUUUCACCCCACCACUUCGCCUUUGUCCACUUUAAGCAAAGGGAGCUUCUCUGGGGCAGGUGUUAGUAUCGUUCUGGCUAUAUCUUCUCCAGCUUCCUUCAGACUGUGGUUUCGACACAGGCGGAUCAGCUUUCAUAUUAUGCAGUUGACACGUCCUAGUAUCCAUACGGUUGUGAGUCGGAUUUUGGAAAUGUGCAAGUAUCAUCCUUUUCGACCUCUGGUUGACUUCACUGCUCCACCUGGCGUAGACAACGAUCACCACUAUAUACGCCGAUCCAGUCAAGAAGCUACACCCAGCAGAAAAAGAGCUUCAGCACGGAAAGCCACAUCUUCAUCAGUGUGUCAUCUGUCAAAAAUUAGUUUCACAUCACAAAGGAGUCUGGAUCACUCUUCUUGGCACAGCAUCAGCCCCAAGUCUAUGCGAUUGGAUGAAUCCGCCACCGAAUCUGUGCCUAGUUUUGCUUUUGCCAGUGCAAAUGUCAAACACCCUGGUGUACACAGUCGGGCAGCGUCAACAGAAAUGAACCAGGUGGAACUCUACGACACUAAUUCUGAAGCUCAAGGAGGUCAACGUUCCAAAAGGGUCUCCCAAAUUCGUAUUCGUAAGACGGUUCCCAAACCAGUUAACAACCUUACUCCAAUGGGACUCCCCAAACCAAAGAGGCUGAAGAAAAAGGAAUUCAGUUUGGAGGAGAUUUAUACCAACAAGAAUUACAAGUCUCCGACCCCUAACAGAAGCCUGGAGACGAUAUUCGAAGAACCGAAAGAGAAGAAGGGCUCUUUGGUAUGCAUUGGUCAUCAGAAACGAAAGCGGGUUCUAGACUUCCCAGAUUUCACACUGCCUCGGAAGCGCAAGGCUAAAACUAACCUGGGUCCACUGCGUGUGAAGGGUCCAUGAGGACGGGCUCGUAGGGGUCGACAGGACGACGCUGACCUUGAGGAAUUACUAAUCGAGAAGCUCACAGAGCUGGAAGACUACUUCUCUCGCCAAGGCCUGGAGGUUUAAGCUCAGUUUUUCACAAAUCUUUAUAACAAUUGUUCCGUUAUCAAAAAUGUUGGUUUUAAUAUUUUUUGCCUGCACAAGGAAAGAAUUCAAGAUAGUUCAGGCAUCGUUGUUCAAAGAGCGUUUAGCAAUAGAGGGAAAGAACACUUUCUGGUAGCAUUUACACUUUAAACUUAAAGUAUGUCGUGAACUGACCCAAAACACCUGAGGAAUGAAUGAGUGUGUGUGUGUGUGUAUAUGAUAUAAGCACAUUAUAGUGAAAUUUUACCUGAGCACUUUCUGUAUCCUCACAAUGUGGCAUAGUUUUGCUUCUCUUGCACUUUCACAAUUGUUGCUUAUACCAACACGUUCUUAACUGUCAUUUUCUGGCAAAAAAAAAAAAGAGGAAUAAUGUUUGAUUGUUUGGUUUAAGCCCUUCAAGGUCUCUUAAAAACGAGAUGAUGUUCAUCCUUUACUACUAAUGACAUCUGAAAUUCUUUCUAAAUGAAAAUGCUGAGGGAUUUGCUGCCAAAUACAAGAAAACGAAAAACUAGUUCGUUUGAGAUUUUUUUAAAUCUAUAUUUUAAGGUACAGUGUUUCAUCACUAUGUUCUUGAGAGAUGUUCUAAAAUAAUGCAUUUCACCAUAGAAAUAUGACUUUGUGUUUCUGCAUUUGUUGUUCUUGCAGGGUGGUCAUGAAUUAGCUAGUUUUGAAACGGGCUUAGCCUCAGCCUGUCAUUGACAUUGGUUUGAAAAUCACUCGGAGUAAAAUUAAUCAUUUAUUCACACUUCGUCGUUCCAAACUUGUAUGACUUUGUUCUUCGGAAUGCAAAAAGAUAAAAAUAUCCAAAGGUAAUGGAACCCAAUGUUUUUGUUCAAAACAUCUUUAGUGCUCUACAGAAGAAAGUUAGUCUUGCAGAAUUGGAUUGACCUGAGGGUGAGGAAUUAAUGACAGAAAUGCAGUUUAGCUGUUAGCUGUGAUAUUGCUUUUAUUCGUCACUGACGUUUGAAUUACAUUUAUUUAUCGAAAACAGAGCUGAGAUAUGAAAUACAUGUUUGCUGUGACUCUAUGGUUAAUUUUCGCUGGCUUAAUAUUUGGUUGACAUUAGUGAAGCGUUUGGUGAGAUCCACCUUCCACAUUUCUGAUCUGAUAUUUACUGGGUGUUAUAUGCAGCUAAUAAAGUGAAGAGCUGACCAGAUUAGACUUAUUUUUAGUUUUAGUUUUAUCAUUCCAUUGUGCGAAAUACUGCCACAACUUAAUCAAAUUUUGAUGACGAAACCAAGGUUAAAUUUUUUGUUUUGAUAUAGUAGAGUGUUGUCUUUUUGUAAUUUAUUUUAUUUAUGGAAAGCUUUUACUAACAAUUGUAAUUAACCUUGGUUUUUUUUACCUAUAACUUUGAAAGUCAGUUAUCGGACUCGACCCCCAAAUAAUCUCAACGUUUGCCCGGGAGCAUCUCUGUGCCAGUAUUGAUAGAAAUGUGCUUACAAUGCAGCCUAUAGACAUGUAUUGUCUCUUUCAAUCACUUUGAACUGUUAGAAUGUAUAAAAGGCUGACGUGUUUACUUCGCUCUGUUGGUGGAACCAGUUGUUCGAUCUGUUUUUAUUUUUUUACUACACUUUCAGUGUUACAGAAACUGCUGCUGCUAUGCUUCUCUUUGAGCUCACCAACGGAUCAACAUUAAGUAUUGCUUGAGAGCUGUCAAUC
This is a messenger RNA of Carassius auratus (goldfish), 4040 nucleotides long. Its product is annotated as protein PRR14L-like. The transcript has 8 exons. Bases 885 to 2252 code for a protein of 455 amino acids. The record is from RefSeq and is a predicted model, not a curated record. Lineage: Eukaryota; Metazoa; Chordata; Actinopteri; Cypriniformes; Cyprinidae.